Messenger RNA from Amaranthus tricolor (Joseph's coat), 2124 nucleotides. Its product is annotated as endoglucanase 17-like. The coding region runs from base 138 to 1673 and encodes 511 amino acids. The transcript has 7 exons. NCBI's taxonomy places the organism in Eukaryota, Viridiplantae, Streptophyta, Magnoliopsida, Caryophyllales, Amaranthaceae. Gene Ontology annotation, biological process: carbohydrate metabolic process. Gene Ontology annotation, molecular function: hydrolase activity, hydrolyzing O-glycosyl compounds. The record is from RefSeq and is a predicted model, not a curated record.
CAAAUCACUCUGUUUCUUCUGCACUCCAAAGCAGCCUCUAAGCUUUGCUUUUUCUGAGAAAGCCAAGACUAAUUGGCUACUUCGCUCUGUACACUUAAAACCCUUAUUUUUCAUCCUACAUUUUCCCUCCAAAAACAAUGGCCGCUUAUUCUUCAAUUUCCCCUGUUUUUGUUUUUCUCUGUUUGUUUUCCCUUUUUUUCAUCUGUAAUGGCUACCCUUUUCACCACAAUAACCCUUACAGAGGAUUUCACCGCCAUUCCCGCUUUGCUGCUCAUAAUUACAGAGACGCUCUUUCUAAAUCUAUCUUGUUUUUUGAGGGUCAAAGGUCUGGUAAACUUCCUCCUAACCAAAGAAUCAAUUGGAGGAGAGAUUCUGGCCUUUCUGAUGGAUCUGAUUUACGUGUGGAUUUAGUAGGAGGAUAUUAUGAUGCAGGAGACAAUGUUAAGUUUGGAUUUCCAAUGGCAUUCACAACCACAAUGCUUUCAUGGAGCGUUAUUGAAUUUGGUGGACUUAUGCAUGAAGAACUUCAACAUGCCAAACAAGCCGUUCGUUGGGCUACUGAUUAUCUUCUCAAAGCUACUGCUCAUCCAGACACCAUUUAUGUUCAGGUAGGAGAUGCACAGAAAGACCAUGCUUGUUGGGAAAGACCAGAAGAUAUGGAUACUCCAAGAAGUGUGUUUAAAGUUGAUAGAAAUAACCCAGGAACUGAAGUUGCUGCUGAAACUGCUGCUGCUCUUGCUGCUGCUUCUAUGGUGUUUAGAAGAAGUGACAAUGCUUAUUCUAGGAUUCUCAUGAAUCGUGCUAUUAGGGUUUUCGAGUUUGCUGAUAAGUACAGAGGGUCAUACAGUGAUGGACUCAAGAGUUAUGUUUGUCCCUUCUAUUGUUCUUACUCUGGUUAUCAGGAUGAGCUAUUGUGGGGAGCAGCUUGGCUACACAGAGCAACCAGAAACCCAAUGUACUUGAAAUACAUAGAAAGAAAUGGGCAAGUGUUAGGUGCUAGUGAGGAAGAUUUUACCUUUGGUUGGGAUAACAAACAUGUUGGUGCUAGAAUUCUUCUCUCUAAGUCUUUUCUUGUUCAAAGAAUGCCAGCACUCCAUGAAUACAAAAGCCAUUCUGAUAAUUUUAUUUGUUCACUCAUUCCUGGUGCCCCUUUCUCUACUGCACAAUACACUCCAGGAGGACUUCUAUUUAGAAUGAGCGAUAGCAACAUGCAGUAUGUGACAUCAACUUCAUUCCUUCUCUUAACAUACGCCAAAUACCUCAAACGUUCUCGUAUGACCGUCUCUUGUGGUGGAACUAUUAUCACGGCCAAAACCCUUCGUACCAUUGCCAAAAAACAGGUUGAUUAUUUAUUGGGUUCAAACCCCAAAAAGAUGUCAUACAUGGUCGGAUACGGGCCUAGAUUCCCACAAAGGAUCCAUCACAGAGGUGCAUCACUACCAUCUAUUGCAAAACACCCUCAAAAGAUCCAAUGUUCUGCUGGCUUUGAUUUCCUCAACACAGAAGCACCCAAUCCAAAUGUACAUGUAGGUGCAAUUGUGGGCGGGCCGGAUCUUCAUGAUAUGUACCCGGAUGAACGGAAUGAUUAUGAGCAAUCUGAACCAACUACUUAUACUAAUGCCCCUCUUGUGGGUGCCCUUGCUUACUUGGCUCACUCAUUUGGCCAACUCUAAAGCCUGCUUAGCUGCCCAUUAUAUUUGGGUUUGUUCUAUUACAAUUGUAAUAGUCCAAUAUAAUCUAUUUAAGUGUAAUUAGCAAUUAGUGGGUUAACUUAAGAUCAGAGGUUUAGAACUGGAACCCCUUAGAAAAUGCCUAAAGAGGGCAAGUAACAAGAGUGGUUCUUUUUUUUUUGUGUUGGGAUAUAAUCCUAAAUCCUAAUAUCGUUAUUGAUCUUGUUAAAGUACUACUUUUGGAGUACUAUAGUUUACUGGUAAUGUUAUUUAGAGUACCCUUUUCCUUGAUUAUCGGGUAAUAUAAUUUGCUGAUUUUGUGCCAUAAAUGGCGUGUUUGUUGUAAAAAUCCAUUGUCAAUGUUUGUAUGGGGCAAUGGACUUAACUUUAUAUGCCCAAAGUUGCAAAUGGGGGAUAUUUUAAAAAUAUUUUAUAUUCUAACUUAUGAUUUAUC